AUGAUUGUGCUGCGUGUCAGGGUGCUGGUGUAUGCCGGUGCCAGAUGGUUGUGCUGCGUGUCAAUGUACAGGUGUAUGCCGGUGCCAGAUGAUUGUGCUGUGUGUCAGGGUGCAGGUGUAGGCCGGUGCCAGAUGAUUGUGCUGUGUGUCAGGGUGCUGGUGUAUGCCGUUGGCAGAUGGUUGUGCUGUGUGUCAGGGUGCAGGUGUAUGCCGGUGCCAGAUGAUUGUGCUGUGUGUCAGGGUGCUGGUGUAUGCCGUUGGCAGAUGAUUGUGCUGUGUGUCAGGGUGCUGGUGUAUGCCGGUGCCAGAUGCUGGUGUAUGCCGUCAUGUGCCAGAUGGAAUGCCGGUGCCAGGUGGUUGUGCUGCGUGUCAAUGUACAGGUGUAUGCCGGUGCCAGAUGGUUGUGCUGCGUGUCAGGGUGCUGGUGUAUGCCGUGUGCCAGAUGGUUGUGCUGCGAUGGUGUGCUGCGUGUACAGGUGUAUGCCGGUGCCAGAUGAUUGUGCUGUGUGUCAGGGUGCAGGUGUAUGCCAGUGCCAGAUGGUUGUGCUGUGUGUCAGGGUGCUGGUGUGUAUGCCGGUGGUGCUGUGUGUCAAUGUACAGGUGUAUGCCGGUGCCAGAUGGUUGUGCUGUGUGUCAGGGUGCUGGUGUAUGCCGGUGCCAGAUGGUUGUGUGUCAGGGUGCUGGUGUAUGCCGGUGCCAGAUGGUUGUGCUGCGUGUCAAUGUACAGGUGUAUGCCAGUGCCAGAUGAUUGUGCUGUGUGUCAGGGUGCUGGUGUAUGCCGGUGCCAGAUGGUUGUGCUGCGUGUCAAUGUACAGGUGUAUGCCGGUGCCAGAUGGUUGUGCUGUGUGUCAGGGUGCUGGUGUAUGCCGGUGCCAGAUGGUUGUGCUGUGUGUCAGGGUGCAGGUGUAUGCCGGUGCCAGAUGA
Molecule: messenger RNA, 924 nt
Organism: Haliotis rubra (blacklip abalone)
Lineage: Eukaryota; Metazoa; Mollusca; Gastropoda; Lepetellida; Haliotidae
Product: keratin-associated protein 5-1-like
Exons: 1
Coding region: 1-924 (307 amino acids)
Source: RefSeq, a predicted model, not a curated record